AUUUUACAGCAUUGUAGAAUACCAAUAGCUCAGAUUUGUGCGUGUCUUGUCUGCUUCAUCAACAGCAUGCAUCGUAGCAUACUCCCACCUGCAGAUUGCUUCACCCCUCUGCUUCAACUCCCUCAUCAGUCUUUCGCGUCAUUAUAGGAGGAACGUGCUGAUUCAACCAUCUUAUGCCUUGGUCCUUUCCUUUGGGAACCAUCAUUUGGAAGAUAUUUUAUAAUGGUGAAAUAUUAGGGAUAUCAUAUCGCACAUAGGUGUAUCUGUUGGCUUCGUGGGAUGGAGAUUGCAUCUACUUUUGGCAUUGAAAGAAUAACACGUGCAGAGAGAAUUCAGCACGAACUAUGGCCGCUAGAUGAAAUAGAUCCUAAGAAGGCGAAGUUCCCGUGUUGCUUAGUUUGGACUCCUCUUCCAGUGGUCUCGUGGUUGGCACCUUUCAUUGGCCAUGUUGGCAUAUGCAGGGAGGAUGGAACCAUCUUAGAUUUUUCGGGAUCCUACUUAAUAAAUGUUGACAAUUUUGCGUUUGGAGCUGUAGCCAGGUACUAUCAGUUGGACAGAGAGCAGUGCUGUUUUCCUCCAAACCUUGCUGGGCACACGUGCAAAUGUCGUUACAAGCAUAUAGACUAUGGCACAGCGAUCACGUGGGACGAGGGCCUCCUCUCAAGCGUGCGCCACUUUGAGCACCAAUCCUACAACCUCUUCACCUGCAACUCUCACUCGUUCAUCGCCAACUGCCUGAACCGGCUAUGCCAUGGCGGAUCAAUGGGCUGGAACAUGGUUAACGUCGCAGGUCUAGUUCUCACCAAGGGCUGCUGGGUUAAUGGCUUUGCGAUACUGAGAUCUUUCUUGCCAUUCCUCGUGGUGCUCUGCUUCGGAUUAGCCAUAGUCGGGUGGCCUUUCUUGAUUGCACUUUCGUCGUUUUCUCUCCUCCUCCUUGGAUGGUUUUUGGUCGCUACAUACUGUGUCAAAGGUCUGUUGGAAUACUAGAAUUUGGUACUAUGAAUGGUACCUUUAUGAUUGAACAACUGGGAAUAACUGUGCUGCUAUUAACUCUAAAUAGUCCCAUAAAAUUGUUCAAAGUUCAAUGGACCCUUGCACCUUAGAUCAUACUUUUAGGGAAAAUUUAACAAAAUAUAGUGUACCCUUUGCAA
Messenger RNA from Ipomoea triloba (trilobed morning glory), 1151 nucleotides. Its product is annotated as protein REVERSION-TO-ETHYLENE SENSITIVITY1-like. NCBI's taxonomy places the organism in Eukaryota, Viridiplantae, Streptophyta, Magnoliopsida, Solanales, Convolvulaceae. The record is from RefSeq and is a predicted model, not a curated record. The transcript has 3 exons. Gene Ontology annotation, cellular component: Golgi apparatus; endoplasmic reticulum. Bases 280 to 987 code for a protein of 235 amino acids. Gene Ontology annotation, biological process: regulation of ethylene-activated signaling pathway; response to ethylene.